AUGUUUAAAACUAGGCUCCUUAAAGCUGCACAUUUGAAGAAAUUCAAUUCAGACACAAUCGCUACAAGUGUUAGCAGACAUGUAUCUGGGCAUAUUAUUAGUGAAAAUGAAAUGACUAAGAGACUCAAAAAUUUAUCAGAAAAGUUUGGCAAUAAAUCAUCACCUGAUUCGGUCUUUAACAACCCAAACAUUGUCAGAAUUCUGGAGCAAAAAGGCAGUGAAACUUUUUCUGAGAAACUGUAUCGUUAUUGUGAUAUAUUUGGCUGGCUCUCCUCUUUUUCAAGUAGGAAGAUAUACGCCCUAAAGUCAGCAACACCGAAUAGGGUAUAUCUUACUAGGAGAACUGAGGCAGAAAGAAAGCAUAUGAUGAUGCUGGCAGCAUCAUCGGGCCUCAUGACUACAUUGCUGAUGCUAGUCUUCAUAGACCAUUGUAAGAGUUUUUGGGACAGAAUGCCAAUGCCGGAAGCUCCUACAUACGAAUUUACAAAUGGCCGCCGUAAUGAUUUUACGUGGCACGGUAGCAUGCCAUUUCAGUACCCCAAAGGAAGGUGCAAACAUUGCAGAUUUUUGGAACUCGAGUGCAAAAAGGAUUGUUAUGAUCGUCUAAAAAGGGAUGGGCAUACUUUUAUUUUUGGUGACCCCUUUUCCAAGCCAAGAAGGGUGCUAUUGCCAUCUCCUUAUCCACCCAUAUCUGAAACGAUUUAA
Babesia microti strain RI is the source of this 705-nucleotide messenger RNA. RefSeq lists its product as hypothetical. The transcript has a single exon. Lineage: Eukaryota; Apicomplexa; Aconoidasida; Piroplasmida; Babesiidae. Bases 1 to 705 code for a protein of 234 amino acids. The record is from RefSeq and is a predicted model, not a curated record.